Messenger RNA from Penicillium maclennaniae, 945 nucleotides. RefSeq names its product CCDC174 family protein. The record is from RefSeq and is a predicted model, not a curated record. The transcript is spliced from 2 exons. Gene Ontology annotation, cellular component: nucleus. The coding region runs from base 1 to 945 and encodes 314 amino acids. NCBI's taxonomy places the organism in Eukaryota, Fungi, Ascomycota, Eurotiomycetes, Eurotiales, Aspergillaceae.
AUGACGCAGGGUCGUCAACGACCAUCCAAGAACCCCAAAUCCGACAUCUUCGGCAAACAGAAUAAAGGCGCACAGAAACGUGCUGCUGCAGAUCUUGAAGAUGACGAUCACCACGUCUCCAAACAAGUCCAUCAACGCAGCCAAGACAUCGGAGGCAUCGAUGACGCCACGCUGAGUCGUUCGAAGCGCCGCAUGGAGCAGAAGGUGCGCCAGUAUGAGGACAUGAAGAAAGGAUUGUAUCUCGCAGGCAACAGCAGUGAUGAAGAUGACACACCCGGUGGCACGAAAGAAGAUUACUUGUCGAGGUUACGGCGCAAGGAGAAAGAGGCACUCGUUGAUUUCGAUCGCAAAUGGGCGGACGAGGAACGUGAAAGAGGAGAUGGAUCCAGUGGCUCAGAGGAUGCAGACGACGAUAAUGCAUCCAUCAUUUCGUACGAAGACGAAUUAGGUCGCAAUCGCCGCGGCACCAGAGCCGAGGCAGCUCGAGCUGUGCGCGCCAGGGAGGAAGAAGAACGCGGUCAAUCAAUGCAAGAACGAUGGCGACCGAAUCGACCAGAGAAUUUGAUUUAUGGUGAAGCAGUUCAAACGGAGGCAUUCAAUCCCGACGCGAACAUUGCAUCCCACAUGGCUAAUCUCGCCGCGCGUCGGGACCGAUCGACUACACCGCCGGAUCAGAGGCACUAUGAUGCCGAAGCCGAAGUGCGUAAUCGUGGAACAGGCUUCUAUGCCUUUUCUCGCGAUGAAACGGAACGCAAGAAGCAAAUGGAGGAGCUGAAACAGGCUCGGGAGGAGACACAGCGCCAGCGCGAUCGACUAUCGGCUAGAGCUGCGGAACACCAGGCUACCCUCGAUGACCGGCGGCGACAGAUCCAAGAGCUGCGGAGCAAGAGGUUGGCUGCGCGAUUCAUGAGUGGUUUCACUGAUACGGGAGCAACAAGCACUUGA